Messenger RNA from Saccharomyces paradoxus, 3750 nucleotides. It is a transcript of the gene MSB2, whose product is annotated as Msb2p. The record is from RefSeq and is a predicted model, not a curated record. The coding region runs from base 1 to 3750 and encodes 1249 amino acids. Lineage: Eukaryota; Fungi; Ascomycota; Saccharomycetes; Saccharomycetales; Saccharomycetaceae. Gene Ontology annotation, biological process: osmosensory signaling pathway via Sho1 osmosensor; hyperosmotic response; cellular bud site selection. Gene Ontology annotation, molecular function: osmosensor activity. Gene Ontology annotation, cellular component: plasma membrane; site of polarized growth; cell surface. The transcript has a single exon.
AUGCAGUUUCCAUUCACUAUUCUGCUAUCGACCCUCUUACUGAGUGGGUCAUUGGCUGAGGCCAGCCCGUUCGACUUUAUAUUCGGCAAUGGGACGCAACAAGCUCAGAGCGAAGGUCAGAGUCAAGGUCAAGUCUCUCUCACCAGUGAAGUUUCUCAGGAUAGUUCCACCACCACCUUGGCAACAGCUUAUUCUCAGAGUGUUCAUUCGCACCACUCUGCCACGUUAGUGAGCGCCACCAUCUCUUCCCUCCCAUCCACUUGGUAUAGUGCGGACUUCACUUCCCAGACUUCUGCAUCGUAUGCUUACCAAGAAUCCGACUAUACCAGUAACCAAAACUCCUGGAGCCCAUCUUUUAACCAACAGCCCUCUACCAGUACUACAAGUUACUAUGCCGCAGUUUACAGUACAUCCACCGAUUUUGCUGCUUCUGACAUUAAUGUUGCUUCUGACGUUUCCACUGCUAGUGUUCCCACUGUUACGAGUGCUAAUUCUGUCUUUUUUACAACUAUGAGUAAACCAAAGGCUACAACGAGCACAUCUCUUACUUCGGGUACCCCAAGUAUUUCCACUAGUACGAUGUCUACAACCGGUAAUAACAUAUUCUUAUCGUCAGGAAACCUCAUUUCUGCCUCCAUAACAACUGCCAACGGUGCAGAAAGUUUUGACCAAACAUCGGCUGCUGAGUUAACAACUACCAUCGCUUCCGCUGCUAGUGCUAUUCCGGUACAAAGUUCAGCGGAUUUCGGCAGCUCUAGUGCUCCAACUACUGCUGAUGCAUCGCUAUCAGCUGCUCCACUACAAACAAGCGAGUCAGGAAGUUUUAUCACAGGCAAUCCAUCUGCAUCAACAGCUCCUCCACUAAGUUCCAUAGAAGUUGAUGGUUCAAGUGCUUCAUCUACAAUGAGUAUGGCCGCUGCAGGACAAAUAACUGGCUCGAGUAGUUUCGGCACGGAUAAUCCAACUUUGUCAGAAACGCUUCCAUUAACCUCCACAGAAGUUGAUAGUUCCGAUGCUUCAUCUACAGUGAGCGCAUUACAAUCGGCUCCUUUGCUACAAACAAGCACUUCGAGCGGUUUCAGCAUCGUCAGUCCAUCUGUAUCCUUUAUUCCGUCACAAAGUUCAUCAGACGUCAUCAGCCCCAGUGAUUCAAGUACAGUUAGUUCACCUUUUUCCGAUAUUCCCCUUCAAACUAGUACCUCAGGUAGCGUAGUUUCGGUGGGACCAUCCGCAUCUGCCUUUCCAUUUCAAAGUUCAGCAGAAGUACAUAGUACCAGUGCUUCGAGUACUAUGAGCUCAUUGUUAUCAGUUACUUCGCUGCAAUCUACUACUUUGGACAGUCCAAGUUUAGCUGGUUCCUCUGCGUCUGCUUUUUCAGCGCUAAGUUCUGAUCUUACAGAUUCUGGCGUUUCCACCACAGCAAGUACACCUUUAUUGUCUUCCUCACUACCAACAGGUACUUCGAGCAGUUUCAGCGUCGUUAGUCCAUCUGUAUCCUUUGUUCCAUCACAAAGUUCAUCAGGCGUUGCUAGCUCCGGCGCCUCAAAUGCCGUUAGUUCAUCCUUUUCCGAUACUUUACUGCAAGCAGCUAGCUCUAGCAUGAUCAAUCCGUCUUUAUCAACUACACUAUAUUCAAGUGGUACCAGAAGCUCUGAAGGACCUGCGAACCCCACGACUUCUGAACCACUGUCGGGUUCCUCAUCAACUUCUAUGGCAGAAGUUUUGCAAUCGCAACCUUCAUCCACUCCAAGUUUGCUUUCGGAAUCUCACACUACGGGCACUUCAGCUAUCCUAGCCAGUAGCUCAAUCGCUACCAUGUCAUCACCAUACACCACUGCAGGCGCUACAUCUACAGCCAUCUCUUCCGCCAUAUCAUCUCCAUCUGCGGAAACUUCCCUGGGAAGUUAUUCACAGAGCGCGACGGCAUUGCAAAUGUCCUCAUCCGCGUUGUCUUCAACGACAGAAGGAAGCACAACGUCCACUCAAGGACCUUCUAUAAGCUCUAUUUCAGUUCAAACACCUUCCUCGAUUUUUAGUGAUUUUCCGCCCUCCCAGACGACCACCCAACCGGACUCUACCAUCUCAUCAUCUCAAUCCACAUCGUCCAUUAAUAUGCUUUCUCAAGUUUCAGACAUACCAGUGCGUUCUACAAGUUCCGCAUCGUCCGUUUCUCAAGUUUCAGACAUACCAGUGCGUUCUACAAGCUCUGCAUCGUCCGUUUCUCAAGUUUCAGACAUACCAGUGCGUUCUACAAGCUCUGCAUCUUCCGUUUCUCAAACAUCUAGCUUACUACAGCCCGCUACUACAUCUGCCCAGCAUUUCUCCGUUUCUACGAAUGAUACACUUUCUGGAAGUACUUCUGUUGUGAGUCAACAAACUUCUGAGAUUACUAGCUCAGUUAAAUUGACAACUUCCGAGGACAAUAGUGCCCAGACAACCACGGCUACUCAAUCAACAUCACUAUCUCUUACCGACGCAAACAGUAGUUCUCCUUCCACCCCAUUGGAAGUGGUAACGUCUACACCAAUCUCAUCCUCCCUGGCAUCCUCCCUGUUGCCUACACCAUCAACAUCCUCUGUAAACGAGGCAGCCACAAAUACUAAUGUCCAGACGAGUUUGACAACGGAAUCGACGACCGUUUUACAACCAUCGACGACUAAUAGUACCAGUCCUUAUAGCCUAGUCACUUCAAGUGACAACAACUGGUGGAUUCCAACUGAGUUAAUCACCCAGGCACCAGAAGCCGCAUCCACUGCAUCUUCCACCGUUGGAGGGACACAAACUAUGACUUUGCCCCAUGCGAUUGCAGCUGCAACACAAAUUGCCGAACCUGAGGGAUACACCCUGAUCACAAUAGGGUUCAAAAAAGCUUUGAACUACGAAUUUGUUGUAUCAGAACCAAAAUCAUCAGCUCAAAUCUUUGGGUACUUACCUGAAGCUCUGAACACACCUUUUAAGAACGUAUUCACAAACAUCACGGUCCUACAAAUAGUACCAUUGCAGGAUGACUCACUCAACUACCUGGUAAGUGUUGCGGAAGUAUACUUUCCAACGGCAGAAAUAGAGGAGCUGUCGAAUCUAAUCACUAAUACUUCAAGCGCUUUUUACACGGAUGGAAUGGGUACGGCAAAAUCUAUGGCUUCAAUGGUUGAUUCCUCCAUACCACUGACGGGCCUUUUACGCGACAGUAACAGCAACUCUAGCGGAUCUUCUGAUGGAUCCUCCUCUAGCAGCUCGAACUCAGGUUCUUCAAAUUCGGGAUCCGAUUCCAACUCGGACGUGUCUUCGUCUUCUUCCGGAAAUUCCUAUCAAGAUGCCGGUACUUUGGAAUAUUCAUCCAAAUCUAACUCCAACGUAUCCAGUUCUAGCAAAUCAAAGAAAAAAAUUAUUGGUUUAGUUAUUGGUGUUGUUGUUGGGGGGUGUUUAUAUAUUUUAUUCAUGAUUUUUGCUUUCAAGUAUAUCAUAAGAAGACGCAUUCAAAGUCAAGAAAUCAUUAAGAAUCCAGAGAUUUCCAGCAUCAGUUCAAGUGAAUUUGGUGGAGAAAAAAAUUACAAUAACGAAAAGAGAAUGAGUGUUCAAGAAUCCAUAACACAAUCUAUGCGAAUCCAAAACUGGAUGGAUGAUAGUUACUAUGGUCACGGGUUGACAAAUAAUGACUCAACUCCAACCAGGCACAAUACAUCGACCUCUAUACCGAAAAUUUCGAGACCAAUUGCCAGUCAAAACUCCCUAGGUUGGAACGAAGUUUGA